CACGGACGGCGGGAGUUUCAGUUGCGCCAGAUUCGGGUCUGAUUUUUUACCCGGUUCGGAUUCGCUUUGCGCUCCGGUUCGGUUCGACUCUGACAGCUGAUAUUCCUUAAAAAUUCGCUUUGUCUGUAAUUCGGCGUGUUUUGGACAGACCUGGAGACGGGGGCGCGGGUUCGGAGAGGGGUUAGGUGAUCUAAAAAAGCUGGAAAUUGGAUUAACGUUAGCUGAUAGGUUAAGCUAACAGGCUAAGCUAACAGGCUAGCUUUCACUGCACUGUCUAGCCGCCAGUAUUAGUGUUAGUGUUAGUGUUAGCUUAGCGUGCUAACGUGCUCACUUAAUCCGCGCCAGCCCGGUUCGUGACCCGGACAGGGACCUGCUAGCAGUGGCAGCGACACAACGACUGACCGUAUUUAUCGUUAAUUGCCGAUAUUUCGGUAUUUACCGAGAUAAUGAGUCGUUAAUAAGUUAGCUAACCCGCUGUAAGUGUUAGUUAGUUAGUUAGUAAACUAGCUAACCUAAAUGUGACCGAGUAAAUAGUGCAGACACACGUAGAAUUAGACAGUUAGUUAGCUAGGGGUAGCUAACUUAUUUAAUUUAGACCUAAUGGAGAAUUACUACCAUCAGCCGCAGCGCUACGACUCCUCCAGCCAGGGGAGAGACAGCAAAUCACACCGAAAAAAGGGGCUCGUCGCUGGAGGGACGUCUGCUCAUACUCCCUAUGGGACCGAGGAGGGGGAGAAGAAGCCUAAAUUCCCUGUAAAGAUCCGAACUAUUACUGAUGAUGUGCUGGACAGGUUUGCGAGUAUCCGUAUCCCAGGUAGUAAAAAGGAGCGGCCAAACCUUGCCCAUGUGGCCAAGUACCCCUCCCCCACCGACGGGCCCUCCUCCUUGGAGUUUGAAGAGCUUUCAUCCAAGAUCACCUCAGAGAAGGAGAUUCUCGCCCUCUUCGAAAAGAUGAUGGAGGAUAUGAACCUGAACGAGGACAAAAGAGGUCCGCUCAGAGAGAAGGACUUGAGUACUAAGAGAGAGAUGGUGCUUCGGUACGUCGUCACAGCGGCCAAAACUGGCAGUCUAAAGAGCAGCCAUCAGAUAUCUCCUCAGGAGUUUCUCACUGAGCUGAAGAGUGGAGCUACUGACGAGAAGCUGUUUACCUGCCUCGACUCCCUCCGAGUGUCCCUCACCAGCAAUCCAGUCAGCUGGGUGCAAAGCUUUGGCCAUGAGGGUCUGGGUCUUCUGCUGGAUAUACUGGAGAGACUUCUGCUCAAGAAACAUCAGGACAAGGUUGAUAAGAAGAGUCAACACAAAGUCAUCCAGUGCCUGAAGGCUUUCAUGAACAACAAGUAUGGGUUGGAGCGGAUCCUCGGAGAAGAGAAGAGCCUGGCACUGCUGGCCCGAGCAAUGGAUCCCUGUCAGCCUGCCAUGAUGACGGACGUCGUCAAACUGCUGUCUGCCAUCUGCAUUGUGGGAGAGGAGAACACGCUGGAGAAGGUCCUUGAAGCCAUCACCAGUGCAGGGGAGAGGAUGGAGACGAGUCGCUUCAACCCCAUAGUACAGGGCCUGGCUGACCGCUCCGUCCAGCUUCAGGUGGCAUGUAUGCAGCUCAUCAACGCUCUGGUUACGUCUCCUGAUGAGUUGGACUUCAGGCUGCACAUCCGGAAUGAGUUCAUGCGCUGCGGCCUGCGCGACAUGCUGCCGGGUCUGGGUGCUAUCAGAAAUGAUGCGCUGGACAUCCAGCUGAAGGUUUUUGAGGAGCAUAAGGAAGAGGACAUGAUUGAGUUUUCUCAUCGUCUGGAGGACAUUAAGGCUGAGCUGGAUGAUGUAGGAGAUGUGUUUAACAUGGUGUACAGUGUGGUGAAGGACACGGCUGCCGAAGUCCAUUUCCUCUCCAUCCUACAGCACCUGAUGCUCAUCAGGAAUGACUACUUUGUACGGCCUCAGUACUUCAAGAUUAUAGAGGAGUGUGUGUCUCAGAUCAUCUUACAUCGCAGCGGAACAGACCCAGACUUUUCCUACCGCAAGCGUUUGGACGUGGACUUCAGCCACCUACUAGAGGUGUGUGUGGAUAAAGCACGUGCUGAUGAAUUUGAGCAGAGGGCAUCAGAGUUGGCUCAGAAGUUUGACGAAGAGCUGAUGGGGAAACAGGAUGCUGAAGCCCAGCUUGUGAAGAGGGAGGAGAGAAUCAGUGAGCUGGAGGCAGAGCUACUGGCCUUCAGAUCUCAGUUUGGGGCAGUACCGGUGGGCAUACCUACAGUGCAGUCCGUCUCUGCCUUGUCGUCGUCCUCAUCAUCCUUUUCCCAAGUGCCCCCUCCACCGCCCCCAGGCCCUGGGUGUCCGGCUCCUCCCCCUCCUCCUCCUCCACCACCGCCGCCAGGCUGUGCCGCCAUGCCCGGAGUGCCUCCUCCUCCACCUCCCUUCGGUGUCCCUCCCCCUCCUCCGCCGGGAAUGGGAGGCCUGAUGUCCUCCCCCACCCACCACGUGCUGCCUUUUGGACUUCGGCCCAAGAAGGAGUUCAAGCCUGAGACCACCAUGAAGCGCCUCAACUGGUCCAAGAUCCGUCCUCAAGAGAUGUCUGAGAACUGUUUCUGGGUCAAAGCGAGUGAAGAGCGAUAUGAGGAUGACGAUCUGCUCGGGCGUCUGGCUCUCACCUUCAGCUCCCUGAGAAAUGCCCGGCGAGAGGAGGAGGAACUGGAGGAGAAGAAAUCUGUGAAGAAGAGAAUCAAAGAGCUGAAAGUGCUGGACCCAAAGAUCGCUCAGAACCUGUCCAUUUUCCUGGGUUCGUUCCGUAUGCCUUAUGAGGAGAUAAGGAGGAUGAUUUUGGAGGUCGAUGAGGAGCAGCUAACAGAACCUAUGAUCCAGAAUCUGGUGAAGCACCUUCCUGAGCAGGAACAGCUAAAUGCAUUGGCCAAGUACAAGAAUGAAUAUGCCAGGCUAUCUGAACCUGAGCAGUUUGGGAUUGUGAUAAGUGAUGUAAAGCGUUUGAGGCCCAGGCUGAACUCCAUCCUGUUUAAGCUGCAGUUUGAGGAGCAGGUGAGUCACCUGCGGCCGGAUAUCCUGGCGGUGAACACGGCGUGUGACGAGGUGAGGAAGAGUAAACCCUUCAGCAAGCUGCUGGAGCUGGUGCUGCUGAUGGGCAACUACAUGAACACCGGCUCACGCAACGCCCAGUCCUUCGGCUUUGACCUCAGCUCCCUCUGCAAGCUGAAGGACACCAAGUCGGCAGAUCAGAAGACCACACUGCUCCACUUCCUGGCUGAGAUGUGUGAGGAGAAAUAUCCUGAUGUUCUCAGAUUUGUGGACGACCUACAGCAUGUGGACAGAGCCAGUCGAGUGUCAGCGGAGAACUUGGAGAAGAGUCUGAGGCAGAUGGAGAAGCAGCUGCUGCAGCUGGAGAAAGAUCUGGAAACCUUCAGCUCCUCCACUGACCAGCAAGACAUGUUCCACAGCAAGAUGGCUAGCUUCUCCAUGCAGGCUCGGGAGCAGUACCAGAAGCUGGUCAUCAUGCACAGCAACAUGGGCACUCUGUACCAGAACAUGGUGGAGUACUUCGCCGUCGACCCGAAGAAGACCUCUGUGGAGGAACUCUUCACAGACCUCAGCAACUUCAGAGCCAUGUUUGCGCAAGCGGUAAAGGAGAACGGGCGGAGGCGAGAGACGGAGGAGAAGCAGCGCAGAGCGAGAGCGGCUAAAGAGAAGGCCGAGCGCGAGAAGCAGGAGCGGCAGCAGAGGAAGAAGAGGCUGCUGGACGUUAAUGCAGAGAAGGAUGAGACGGGUGUGAUGGACAGCCUGCUGGAAGCUCUGCAGUCUGGAGCCGCGUUUCGAGACCGCAGGAAAAGAGCACCCAGGCCUCGAGAUGAACCACCUCAAACGCUCAACGAAAGGCCAGUUCUGAAAGACUGCAACCACGCAGAUAACACAAAGGUACUCCUGCAAAGGUCACGGUCUCGGCAGAAUAUCAAUUUCUCCUCGGCGCGAGCCCCCGCUGCCAGGGAGGCUCAUUACGAGAACGAGGCCCAUCCGUCUGCAGCCCGGAGAGCAGCGCCGGCCCACCGGCCCGACCGCGAGAGAGAGCGAGAGAGGGAGAAGGAGAAAGAGAGGGAGCGUGAGAGAGAUAGGGAGCGAACGAGGGAGAGGGAGCGUGAGAGAGAGAGGGAGCGAACGAGGGAGAGAGAGCGAGAAAGAGCGAGGGAUCAGGAGAGCGAGAAGGAGCAGACCCCGCCGGGAUGUUCGGCUAACGGGGACACGGACGUGGAGGCUCUGCUGGCCCGACUCCGCGCCCUUUAACCUCACCGUACUCUCCCGACCCAGGCGCAGACGGGCAUCACCGCGACGUCCAGACCCGGCCCAAUUAAGCCGCUUCGCUCCUCUUCACGCUAACGAACAGCGUCAAGUAACUCACAACCAAACACGAGAGACGUCUUAACAAUUAACCUUUCCGUUCACACGCUCCUGCCCUUUCCUCCCGACAACAGAGCACGGCCCAACCAGUCACUGUCCUCCGGCUCUUCCCCAAAGCUUUUAUCUCCUUUCAGCCGGCCGGCUUUGUUUAACGGAGGCUUUUAAACAGUUGAGGGCAGCCCUGUGUCUGCACCUACUGAACUUAAUCAAGAAGAAGAAUAGCAUUUGCAUCACAAUUGCAUCAAAAUUCUGUUUUUUGAGUUUUUCUUGUUGUUAAAGAAAGUUCACGUUCAAAAGACAAAAAAAAAAAAGGUUAAAGAGAUGAGUUCGAGAGCGACAAAAAUAAUAAAAAAAAAAAAGUAGUUUAAAAAUGUGUAUAAAGGGCUACAGGAACCUGUGAGUAUCAGCCUGUCUUAAAUACAUAUGUGCACUUUCCAUAUAAAUAAAUAUAUAUGUAUAGUCUUUCUUCUAUGCAAACAACAACAAUAAUAUUAAACAAUAAUAUUUAUGGCUUUUAUUUCAUCCUUAUUUAACCUUUUAUGAUUGUUUAGUAAAAUAAAUAAAUAAAUCAUUUAUAGAGCAGUUCAGUCACGGAUUAUUAUUGCAGACCUAAUUAAGAACUUUUAAAGCAUAGUCUUCUUUGCUCAUAGUCUAUAGCUUUAGCUUUUUACACUGUGUAAUAAGAGAAACAACAUAAGCCCCAAUGCUAUGCCUGUUAGUUGGUCAGUCUCAGUUAGUGUUUUAAACUGAUCUACAGUUUCUAAACCUAAUAAAAAAAUAUACUAGUGCAUCUAAAAAAAUAUAUAUUAUUGAAAAGUUACUUUAUUUCAGUAAUUCAGUUCAAAAUGUGAAACUCAUAUUAUAUAGAUGUAUUAAACACACAGUGAUCUAUUUUAA
Astyanax mexicanus (Mexican tetra) is the source of this 5289-nucleotide messenger RNA. It is a transcript of the gene diaph3, whose product is annotated as diaphanous-related formin 3. NCBI's taxonomy places the organism in Eukaryota, Metazoa, Chordata, Actinopteri, Characiformes, Acestrorhamphidae. The record is from RefSeq and is a predicted model, not a curated record. The transcript has 28 exons. Gene Ontology annotation, biological process: actin cytoskeleton organization; actin filament polymerization. Gene Ontology annotation, cellular component: actin filament; cytoplasm. Gene Ontology annotation, molecular function: actin binding; small GTPase binding; microtubule binding. The coding region runs from base 601 to 4278 and encodes 1225 amino acids.